Drosophila ficusphila is the source of this 1533-nucleotide messenger RNA. Its product is annotated as protein FAM210B, mitochondrial. Bases 147 to 548 code for a protein of 133 amino acids. The transcript has 2 exons. Gene Ontology annotation, cellular component: mitochondrion. The record is from RefSeq and is a predicted model, not a curated record. Lineage: Eukaryota; Metazoa; Arthropoda; Insecta; Diptera; Drosophilidae.
UCGAACAACAACGUAUUUUACAUCGUUGUCAUUGAUCAAGACAUCGAAAACAUUUAUUAGUUUAUAAUUCAGGGUUUGAUUUGGGCUUGCAACAAUGUUAAAAACUACUUACAACAUGCCUCGACUGCUUCGAAGACAUUUGCUUUAUGGCUUAUGCUAUUUUCAAAGAUGGCCAGUCGUUCGUUAGUUAUAGCGUCGCAAUCAUGGAGCAAAAUAAAGAGAAAAUACGGCAUAUUUUACAGUACUACUACGAUAAAGUUUAUGGACCCGAUACAGUUUCCAUUUUCACCGCACAACGAUGGUUUCAACGUUUUCGUUCUGGUGUAGAGGUGGUCGAAGAUGCGCCACGCUCCGGAAGGCCUGUCGUCGAAAAUUGCGAUAAAAUCACUGAAUUGAUCGAAAGAGACCGGCAUAGUAGCAGCCGUAGCAUCGGUCAAGAGCUGGGCAAGAGUCAUCAAGUCGUAAUUAACCAUUUGAAGAAGCUUGGAGUCACUAAAAAGUCGCGAAAAAACAUCUUUGACCAUACGACGCAUGCGAAUCGCUUCUAAAUCGCAACAAAAUCGACCCGUUUUUGAAGAGUAUGGGGACUGGCGAUGAAAAGUGGGUCACUUACGAUUACGUAAGGCGCAAACGGUAUUGGUCAAAAAGCGGUGAAACGGCCCAGACGGUGGCCAAGCCUGGAUUGACGGCCGGUCAGGUUCUUCUGUGUGUUUGGUGGGAUUGGCAGGGAAUAAUCCACUAUGAGCUACUCGCCUAUGGACAAACGCUCAAUUCGGACCUGUACUGCCAAUAACUGGACCGCUUGAAGACAGUACUCAUGCAGAAGAGGCCAUCUUUGAUCAACAGAGGCCGAAUUGUCUUCCACCAGGACAACGCCAGGCCACACACAUCUUUAGUGACGCGCCAGAAGCUCCGGGAGCUCGGAUGGGAGGUUCUUUUGCAUCCACCGUAUAGUCCGGAUUUCGCACCAAGUGAUUACCCCCUGUUUCUGUCCAUGGCGAAUGAAGUCGUCUUAGACCAGCUAUUAUGCCUUCACCUCCGAUCAUGGUUUUAAACAAGCUUAUCUGCAAAAAAUAAACCUUUUAUUAUAAAAAACAAAUAAAAUUAGUUUAUACAUAAAUCAGCUAUAUGAAUUAAAAAAAUUUCAAUUACAUAGUAACAAGCAUGGUUAUCGAAAUUUAUGAAAAAUGUAGUGAGUACUUACAAAUGCUUUUGGAUUGGCUUCGGCAUCGGAGUACAAGUGGCCAAGUUCUUCAAAUGACGAAAUCGGAAAUGUCCGCUUAGGCACGUUCAGAUUUGCCGUUAAUAUUGACAUAUGGGACAGAAUCUUUGAUGUCGAAACUAUUACAAAUUCUAAAUAACAAACAUUUGUUUGUUCUUGUAAAAUUGAAAAAUAAAUUUAAAUAAAAAACUUACUUACUUGACAACCGCCUCUGGCGGCUUAUAUUUAGUUUUAGUAAAAAUGUCUUUGUUCACCAUAUCCGUUACGCUGAAAUAACGAUAUACAAAUAAAAAUAUUUAUGUUAUAACUUA